AAAAUCUAUGAUUUUUCUGCAAACUGUUGUUUAUUAUGAAGUUUGGUGAAGGGCGGAGCAAAAGGAGAAGAGGCCAAUCCUAGGCGUUCUCAACCGAUGGCGUCAUCCAGAAACCCGGAAUAUAAACAGCAGUACUUGUUUGCUUUUUACGAGAGUACUACAUUGGCAGCAGUAAUGAAGCGGGCUUUCCUCCAUGUGUCGUUGCCCUUUCUUUUCUGCGUGAUAGUGGCAAACACCAGCCUGUUCCACGCGGUGGCAGUGGAUUUGUCCUACGACCACUAUGCUGAGCCUCGGGUGGACUCUCUGCCCUCCUUCCUGGCAAUGCCAUGCAACUGCCUGAUCAACGUGGCUUACGCCCUUAUGGGUCUGUAUUGGCUGCUGCUGCGCCAUGGAAAAGAUACAGAGACGCGACAGAGUCGCUACUUGAGACAGGUGUUCGCCUUCAUGGCGAUCUUCUACGCGCCUGUACAGUGGACGCGCUUGGCGUUUCUCCGGCGCGCCCCCGCCGUUCUGGACCAGUGG
Cynoglossus semilaevis (tongue sole) is the source of this 522-nucleotide messenger RNA. Its product is annotated as transmembrane protein 187-like. Lineage: Eukaryota; Metazoa; Chordata; Actinopteri; Pleuronectiformes; Cynoglossidae. The annotation marks the transcript as partial. The transcript has a single exon. The record is from RefSeq and is a predicted model, not a curated record. Gene Ontology annotation, cellular component: transport vesicle.